AUGACCAGACAUCCACUCCUACUCUAUGUGAAAUGUGAUCUUCUUUCCUACAGUUCUGAUGGACAGUUGGUGGCACGCUACCAUAAACAAAAUCUGUACUUUGAGAAGGAAUUCGACACACCACACCCACCUGAGAUCAUAACAUUUGAUACACCAUUUGGUGGUACAUUUGGCCUCUUCACCUGCUUUGACAUCCUGUUCCAUGAGCCUACAAUUACCCUGGUGGAGAAGGGUGUGCGUCAGUUAAUCUUCCCCACAGCCUGGAUGAAUGCGCUUCCCUUGCUGGACUCAAUCCAGUUCCAAUGGGCAUUCAGCCUGGGUGCUAAUGUCACCCUACUAGCGGCUAACACUCGCAAUGACCAACUGAGGAUGACAGGCAGCGGUAUCUACACUCCUUUUUCUGCCACCUACCACCACGCUAAGAAAGGAGACCCAGAGGAGGGCAGACUGCUGGUGGCCAGGGUGCCAGUCUUGGAGAACGGGGUGGUUAGGAAAGAGUCCAAAUCAUCACCAGCUGCAGACUCUGAAUACUGUCACCAAGAUAGUUGUUCUGAUUCUGCAGUCUCUCCCUCCUCCCCCACUUGCAUCUCAUCCAUGAUGUCUGACCCAUUUACAUUUGACCUUCUGAACGACACGAGGGGCAAUCUGACGGUGUGUAACGGCACUUUCUGUUGUCACCUGCAAUACCAGCAGUUAUCACAAGGCAACAGUAAAGAGCUUUAUGCACUGGGAGCAUUUGCUGGAAAUCACAAAGGGAAGACCGGCUUCGCCUUGCAGGUGUGUGCAUUAGUCCGCUGUGCAGGGUCGAACAUCAGUUCCUGUGGACAGGAGGUGGAGGCGGCUGAGACUAAAAUAGUCUUUGUGUUGGAGGGCAAGUUUGGGACCAGAUAUGUUUACCCAUCAAUACUGGUUAGCAAUCUGGUCCUGGAGCAGCCAGAGCAGCUGGAGAAGACUGAAAGUGGAAGAGUGACCAUGAAGCAUUCAAACAUGACUGGUGGUCUGGUCACUGCCUGCCUGUAUGGACGAAUGUACCACCUGGACAAUGAAUAAAUUACUUUAGAGAGAGAGAGAGAGAGAGAAUAGCUGUGAAAGAAUGUACAGCUCUGAACAAAACUAGUAAUGACAAUUCAAGUGUUACACAUUUGGACUCUGUCAUAUACAUGUACAAUAAAUCAAAAACAUAUCUUUAUUCAUUCAUUACUUAAUCUUUACAAACAUUGCACCAAGUAGUGUUCAUCGUUUGCCUAAAAGUUGCUUGUCCUAAAAAGAUUUAUUACAUUUGUCUCACUUGCUGUCACACGCACACACAUAUGCACAGUGUCAGUCGCUUUCCCGUCUCCAGUACAGUACAGAUAUCAAGUAGUUACAGCACAGCACAUUAAAAGUUCCUUGAGCUGCUGCUCAUUUGCAUGACUAACCAGUGGGUUUCAAUCCACCUGGUGUCAGGAUGGAUUCCACACAUUCAGUCUCCACUCGGAAUAAAUUCAUAGGAUUCAAUAACGGCUUCCUCUGGAAUCAACGAGUGGUUCAAAAUCAACAGGGCAGCAUUAUAAAUGUGCCAUUAGUGUCUGCCAUGAUAGCUUGGUGAAAAACUCUGAAUAAAAACUCCAGAAUGAAGUAGAGAAAACAGUAAUCAGCUGGUCCCAUAAGACUGUUCCUCUUUUUUUCUUUAGCCAGUGGUGCCAAAAAUCAGUCCUUUGAGGUUUUAUUCAGUAGAUGCUCUUCUCGUAAUAGUUGAAGGAAAAACUGAAAAGGCUUAAAACCACUCCAAGUAUGAGCAAAACGGAGGAGCUUUGGUUAAAAAGAAAAUUGCUAUUUCUUCAAAUUUAAAAAUACACUGGCCAUUACUGACCAUACACUGGUGCUCUCAGAAAAAUGUAAUGUAUUGAUCUUAUUCUAUAUUUUUAGUAUUAAUUUCUUCCUCUGGGUAUACACCUUACAGAAAUGCAAGUCUGGCUUACAACAAGAAUUAUUAAUAGAUUUGGAGAGGCUUACUUAAAAAUAACCUGGCUCUGUUUCUCCCUCCUCAGUGAUCUAUUAAGGCUCCUGAGUAGCUGGCUGUCCUGCCAGUAUUAUUGGGCGCUGUCCAGUACUCCUUAGUACGUUUCUGAGUCCGAGUCAUUCAGCUCUUCGUCUGCAGAAACA
Molecule: messenger RNA, 2145 nt
Organism: Monopterus albus (swamp eel)
Lineage: Eukaryota; Metazoa; Chordata; Actinopteri; Synbranchiformes; Synbranchidae
Gene: btd
Product: biotinidase
Exons: 3
Coding region: 1-1050 (349 amino acids)
Source: RefSeq, a predicted model, not a curated record